Molecule: messenger RNA, 1812 nt
Organism: Penicillium salamii
Lineage: Eukaryota; Fungi; Ascomycota; Eurotiomycetes; Eurotiales; Aspergillaceae
Source: the annotation of a GenBank genome assembly
AUGCCGCUCAACGCCAAAGCUGUGUACACCAAGGAAAAUGCGGACUAUGUCCCGUUCGCCAGUCGACGGAGCACUGUCCACAGUACCAAAGGCAUUGUCUCAUGCACGCAGCCGCUAGCCGCAGCUGCGGGUCACCGGAUUCUGAGCCAGGGUGGAAACGCAGCGGAUGCCGCUGUUGCCGUGGCUGCCGGUCUUAACAUGACCGAGCCAUGUUCCACCGGCAUUGGAGGUGACAUGUUCUGUCUCUUCUAUAAUGCCAAGACAAAGAAGGUGCAUGCCCUCAAUGGUUCAGGUCGGUAUCCUGGGAGUGCCAGUCUGGAGAAAAUCCGGAAGGACCUCGGCCUGGCCCCUGGCGCACCGGGUAAGAUGCCCAUGAUGAGCGCUUUGUCUGCCACAACUCCCGGAGCCGCUGCCGGGUGGGUAGACACCGUUGAGAAGUUUGGUAGUGGGAAAUUGUCGCUAGAGCAGAUCUUACAACCAGCGAUCGAGCUCGGCGAGGAAGGUUUCCCUGUUUCGGAACUUUCAUCUCGGGGAUGGCAUAAUGCUGAGAAUGAUAUCCGUAAUGCAUCUCCCAACUUCCGUGAAAUGCUAAAGGUUGAUUCCACGGCCAAGGAUGGCGUUCGACCUCCGUGCCCAGGUGAGAUUAUGAAGAAUCCCACGCUGGCCAAGACUUUCCGUGCACUGGCUGCAGAUGGCAAAAAGGGAUUCUACCAGGGUCGCAUCGCGGAGGCGAUCGUCAAAGUUAUACAAGACCAGGGUGGCUACAUGACCCUCGAGGAUCUAGUGUACCACGCUGAGAUCGGAACACAGGAGGUCGAUGCGAUCUCGCUGAAGUUCACCGGUCAGGACAUCGUGUCCAAGGCUACUCCCGGUACAGACGGGGACGCCAACCAGGGCGUCGAAAUCUGGGAGCACCCACCAAAUGGGCAGGGUAUUGUGGCACUGAUGGCCCUUGGUAUAAUGGAAGAGCUCGAGAAGUCAAACAAGAUUCCCAAGUUCACCCAGGAUCAACAUAACUCUGCAGAAUAUCUGCACGCCGUCAUUGAGAGCCUGCGCAUCGCUUUCGCCGACGCAGCAUGGUGGGUCACAGAUCCGGAUGUCGAGAGCGUGCCAUCUCAAGGCCUCUUAGAUCCCAAGUAUCUCGCUGAGCGGGCGAAACUUUUCGCCCCGGAUCGUGCAGCAGAUAUCAUGGACCACGGCAGCCCUGCGCACAACCACUGCGACACAGUAUACUUCGCGGUUACGGAUAGCGAAGGCAAUGGUAUCUCGUUCAUCAACAGCAACUAUGACGGGUUUGGAACUGCCAUCAUCCCCGCCGGCUGUGGCUUCACGCUUCAGAACCGCGGAGCCAACUUCUCUCUUCAAGAGGGUCACCCCAACGCCCUGGCGCCGCAUAAGCGACCCUACCACACUAUCAUCCCUGCUAUGAUCACCAAUAUCGCCGACGGCUCGUUGCACUCCGUGUAUGGUGUCAUGGGUGGCUUCAUGCAGCCGCAGGGCCAUGUGCAGGUUAUGCUCAACAUGCUUGCUUUCGGAUACCACCCACAAGCAGCACUGGAUUCGCCACGAUUCUGUCUCGCUGCGCCGACAGAUGAGGGCAAGGACCGCACAGUCUGGGUCGAAGAAGGUGUUAGUGAUACUGCUGUCGAAGGACUUCGUCAGCUCGGUCACAAGGUCGAAGUUUUGACUAAUUGGAAGCGAGCCACGUUCGGUCGUGGGCAGAUCAUUCGCUCGUACUAUGACGAGGGCCAGCUAGUUUAUGCUGCUGGUAGUGAUCUGCGGGGUGAUGGAAUGGCCUUCCCAUUAUUAUGA